Gongylonema pulchrum is the source of this 480-nucleotide messenger RNA. NCBI's taxonomy places the organism in Eukaryota, Metazoa, Nematoda, Chromadorea, Rhabditida, Gongylonematidae. The record is from the annotation of a GenBank genome assembly.
GAGCAAGAGGUAGCGCCACAUGUUAGCGAUGUUGCUGCAGCAAUAUUCUUCUUGAGUACUAUCGGGCCGGAUUCACUCUUCCGCAUGAUACUCUGUAAACCGUACGUUUUGGAAAAGCCCUCGGAGAGAACACUUGAAGAGCUGGAGCUCGUCUAUGAGGAACUAUUGCACGUAAAGGCACUGACACAUUUAAGCACGAUGGUGAAGCGAGAGCUAGCAGCAGUUGUAUUUUUCGAGCAGCAUCAGCAUGCCGGACACGUGCUGUUCCGGCAGGGCGAUGAGGGUAAUUGUUGGUAUGUCGUCCUCAAAGGAUCUGUUGAUGUGAUCAUCCACGGAAAGGGUGUUGUAUGUACGUUACGUGAAGGCGACGAUUUCGGCAAGCUUGCGUUGGUGAACGAUGCGCCGCGUGCAGCAACCGUCGCUCUUCGAGAGGACAAAUCGCAGUUCCUACGUGUCGACAAAAAUGAUUUCAACCGGUGA